This is a messenger RNA of Racocetra persica, 611 nucleotides long. The record is from the annotation of a GenBank genome assembly. Lineage: Eukaryota; Fungi; Glomeromycota; Glomeromycetes; Diversisporales; Gigasporaceae.
UAGGAAACGAACGAGGAAACGGUACCACAAGUUAUUGUGUUACAACCGGAAAUAUUAGUGGAAAUAGUUCUGUUGGAGGCAUUUGUGGGAAUGUUGGUCAUUCAUAUGGAGCAUUAAAAUAUUAUACAAGAAUAACCCAAUGCAAAUCUACGGGGAAUAUAACAGCCACCACAAGCAAUGCUGGAGGAAUAUUUGGAGCCGGAAGAACGUAUCUAUCUCAUUCCUAUUCCACAAGUAGUGUCAGUUGCCCAACCUCGUGUGGUGGAGUAGGGGGAACAUUAACACAAGGUAGUAUUACAAAAUGUUAUUCUACUGGACUAAUUACUGGAACUACGAAUGCCAAAGGAUUCUUAGGUGUAAAUAGUGGUGGCUCAUCAAGUGGUUGUUAUUGGGAUAUUGAAACAUCUGGAAAAACUACCAGCGCUGUCGGAACGGGUAAAACAACCACUGAGAUGAAAACACAAUCAACCUUUACUGAUUGGGAUUUUGAAACUAUCUGGAAUAUUGGAACUCAUUUUGAUGGUUAUCCAUUUUUAAGAGCGUUCCCUGUCUUAAUUAUAACAAUAAUAAACAGUAUUGAUAGUUUAAUUGAAUUUGGCUGUGGAGAAUAA